This is a messenger RNA of Ornithodoros turicata, 864 nucleotides long. RefSeq lists its product as uncharacterized. NCBI's taxonomy places the organism in Eukaryota, Metazoa, Arthropoda, Arachnida, Ixodida, Argasidae. The coding region runs from base 49 to 864 and encodes 271 amino acids. Gene Ontology annotation, molecular function: single-stranded RNA binding. The record is from RefSeq and is a predicted model, not a curated record. Gene Ontology annotation, cellular component: ribonucleoprotein complex. The transcript has a single exon. Gene Ontology annotation, biological process: retrotransposition.
CCCCACACUUUGUUGUCUACAUGUUACCAGUGCAUUCAUUCACUUGAAAUGCUUUUGUAUAUUGCGGGUGACGUGGAACUGAAUCCAGGCCCAACCCUGGAGGAAAUGAUCGCUGACAUUAGGCAGGGUCAACUGAGAAAAGACGCGGUCCUAGAAAGCAUCAGGGAGAAUCAAAAAGACAUUGAUUUACGGCUUGCUAAUAUAGAGACGAAAGUAACUGUUAUCGAUAAUAUUCAGUCGUCAAUUGUAUCACAUGAAGAGGUCAUUGCUGAAUUGAAGUCACAGAUUGCCGAUAUGACGCAUAAGCUUGACGAUCUUGAGAAUCGCUCACGAAGAAAUAAUCUUAUCAUUAGAGGAUUACCCGAAGCACCUGGCCCUUUCGAGGAUACACGACAGUUACUACACGACACAGUCUUCAAAUCCCUUGGGGUAACGGUUUCUACUAUCGAAAGAGCCCACAGGAUUGGUGCUAAGAAACCAGAACAUAACCGUCCUGUAAUACUUCGAUUGUACGAUUACAAUGAGAAAGUUUCGAUCUUGAAGAAUUCCCGUAAACUUAAAGGCACAAGUAUCACUGUUUCUGAAGAUUUUUCAUUUGCUGUCCGUCAAGUGCGUAAGAAGCUCUGGGACAGUGCUGGUGAUAGCCGUUUAAAGGGUGAAAAAGUUCGACUGGUUUAUGACAAAUUGCGCAUUAAUAAUUGUGUGUACAAAUGGGACGAAAGGUCCCAGUCGCGAGUUUAUUUCACUGCAGAUACGGUAAAUCCUGUACAGAAUCUACAGGGCACUAAUAAUCUGACACAGAACACAGACAACACAAGAACAUUGCGAUCCAGAACCAAAGUAAUUCGCCCUAUUUCCAAAUGA